ACUUAGUUUUGGUGCAAAAAGAUUCAUCUGCAGUUUCAAUCAAAACCUGAAAAAGAAUUUCGGCGGAGAUCUGGCUUCCUUCUUCAGAAUAAGUACUAGUUUUCUGCUCUACUCUUUGGUUGAAUAAUUCCCAAUCAGCGUUAUUCAAUCUGUAUUUGAAACGAGGAGAACGAGUGGUUUUGAUAGGUUUUUGUGAAGGAAAAGUAAUUACAAGUGGAAAGUGGUCACUACCAUACGAAGAUGUAAGAGGGUGCCAGUCCAAUGUUGAAGCUAAAUCAGGUGAACAUAAAGAUAGAUCAGGCGCACUUGCACCUUCACUUGGACCAGUAACACGAGUUGGCAGCCCAGUGUUUAAAAUGCAGAUAUAAUGAGAAUUUAAUAAUUGAUCUCCAUAAUAGUUGGAAGAAGUGCUUUCCCAGGAUUGAUGUUGGCAAUUAAAAUCACCUAGGACUAAGAAUGGUUUUGGAAGGAUGGAGAACAGUUGAUUGAGAUAAGAAAAAAUAUUUACAUUGGGACGAGAAAAAUAAAUAGACACUAUACAAAUUUUAUUUACAAUAGCAGCAAUGACUGACAAGUCAUCACCGAAUGAGGGGAGUGGAAAUAAGGAAUAAGGGAGCUUAGUUUUGAUGACUAAGGCAACACCGCCAUAGCCGUCAGGUCUGUCCUGUCGGAGAAUAACAACCUGGAAUCCGAAAUAUCAGUUCCGGGCGAAGCCAUGUUUCAGACAGAGUUGAGACAAAUGGUUCAAAUUUAUUAUGCAAAUGGAUUAAAUCAUUUUUAUUGCAGAUGGCGCUUCUGCAAUUCCACUGGAUUAUUUGUUCGCGUUCAUGACGCAUAAAAGGAUUUUAAUUGAGCUAAGGAAGUAAUAGUUGGGCGGCGUUGUUCGGUUACAUUGUUGUCAGAGUUAGAAAUGGUUUUUAUUUCAGUCAAAAGUUGGAUUACAUCAGAGAUUGAGAACAUAGUUUCAUUAUUGUUAAGGUUACUGUUUAUUAAAGCGACCCUGUUAGAAGAAGCUGGAGCAUCGUAGUCCUUUAUCAAAUUGAAGUGUUCUGUUUUGUUAUACCCCAAUCGUUUUGGUUUGGGGGAUGUUGGUUUAGCAAAUAUUGUUUUCUUAUAAGAUCUACUGUACGACGGAAUCGAGGGAGAGGAAGGCGAUACAGGUGGCACAGGAGAAUUAGGAGUAUUUUGCAUGUUUGAAAACCUAACUACAUCAGCAAAAGAUUUUGAAACAGGAUCAUGCACUUUAUUUACUUCUGCGUAAGAUACACAUCUUUGAGCCAUAUAUAAUUUAAUUUUAGUCUGCCGUUCGUAUUCUAGACACUUCCUGUUUGUUGCAAAGUGUAGACCAGAACACAGACAGCAAGACGCGGCAUCAUCUUGUAUGUUGCACGUGUCCCCUGUAUGGCCUUGGCCAUACUUGUAACAACGGGGCCGAGAGUUACAAUUAGAUUUAGUAUGACCAAAUUGGCAACAAGAAUAGCACUGAAUGGUAGGGUAAAAGUAAAGUUCCACGGGCAGAGCAUUGUAGCAGACAAAUACAUGGUUAGGAAGGGUUUAACCAUCAAAAGUUAAGACAAUAGUCUGUGAUGGUUUCCACUUAGGAGGGCUGCUGUUACGCACUUUAUAAUUUAGACGUCUAAUUUUUAUAAUUCCUCUGCUGCCUAUAGGCAGAGAUGUAUUGUCUAAUAUUUCUUCAGGCAACCAUUCCGCGGGAACACCUAGCACCAGGCCCAUUCGGGUCACAUUAAAUGAGGGAAUAAAAGCUUUGUAGUUAUUUUUUGUCAGGCAAGGGUUAUUAAUGAAUUCAUUUGCACAUUUGUGGUCUGAGAAUGAUAUGGAAAUUCGGUUUCUGCCUAUCCUUUUGAUGCUACCAUUAAUAAUAUUUAUAAAAUAAUUUUUUUGGAGAAAAUAGCCAAAUUGAACGGGGGGAAUUGCAGGAAAGCGACGCUCGUAUCUGAAGAAACUUUUUGCGCAUGAACUACAAAUGGCCCUAUGUCAUAGGCCUCAUAAAACGUUCGGCCUGUAGGAUUUUUUGGAGAAUGAGAACCAUCUGAUUAGGAGGUAUUGGGUGCUGUUGGGUAACAUUAACAGUUAUAGAAUCUGCAGAAACAACUUUGUUCUGAAAAUUAUCUAGAGCAUGAGCGUUCCUAAUCUCAGUAUAUAUUGAGGGAAUUUCAAUUACCGGUAUUUGGCACGAACAAUCGGAGUCAUUUUGUUUGUUCCGACACUUCGGAUCGAAUCUUCGUUUCCUUUUGUUGCAGUGUUUGCAAAUUUUUCCUAGAUGCAUUCUUUUUCGGUCACUCUGUUGAUCCACAUCUGUAUCUACACUGAACUCGUCCAGUUUAGAGAAUCUAUUAUCUACUAUAUAUACUAUAUAUCUACCACGACCAACGUUUCCCGCGCUUUUCUACUUUUGUUUUAUUGGAGCACAUUUUAUAUAGGGCUUGUUGGCAAUGUUGUAAGAAUAGGAUAGUCUUAUUCAGUGCUUCCAUAUUUCAAAAGUAAAAUUACAGUGUUGUGUGCUAAAAAAUAUAGUAUUUUCUUAAAACAAUAUUAAGAAUUUUAGUAAAAGUUGUUUAAAUUUUAAAAGAAAAAGAAACUGCUGUAUUAAUUUAUUUGUAAAUACAUAUUAUUGUAAGUUAUUCUAAAAUAAUUACCUCAUGAUUCAUUUCAGUAGAAAAGUCUAAAAUACAGUAAAUCUACUGUAAUUGCAGUACAUCUGGAAGUUCUGGUCUCUUUAAUAUAUAAUGGUAGUCUUGCUAGUCUAUGCGUCUAGGCAUGCGGCUGUCACAAAUUAUAGUCUACUUCUACUAAGUCUAUAGACUAUAUAGAUUAUAAACUAUUGGCAAGUACAACGGUGAUAUUUUGUUAUUAGGUUUAACAAGUGUCUUUUAGUGUUUUUGUAAAAUUAAAAUUGCAUUUACGCAUAUUAAUUAAGUAUAUGCUAAAUAAUUACUUCGUUUUACUAUAAAUUUUGUUAUUAACGCAUGUACCUUUUUACAAAUUAAAACUAAAAGAUGUUCAGAUCCUUAAGAAAUAAAUUUUUAAUCAAAAUUCCCCUUAUUAAUAUACCAAAAAAUACAUUUCUAACCAAUGAAUACAAAUGUGCGAAUGCUUGGAACUCUCAAGUAAAUUCUACCGUAUUAACGAAAGUUAAUCUUGGAGAUUUUUAUACGAGUUUAGAUCAGAAUUAUUCAUCAAAAGGCACAAUUAGCGCUAUUGAUGUUGACAUUUUCGCUAAUGCCGUAAGGGACGGCGUGUAUCUUGAAGAGCUGAAAGAUCUUUUGCAUAAACUAAGAUUAUCAAGUGAAACAGGAAAUACAUUGGAAUCUACGCAUCAUGCUACAGUCAGAAAUUUCAUGGAAUUUGGCAAUAUACAAGAACUUGUAGAUAUUUUGAAACAUCCUCUAAAUUAUGGGAUAUUUCUUGACUAUUAUACUGCAAAUCUCUUAUUGGAUAAAUUGAUCAAAUCUCAAGACUAUGAGAUGGCUACCAAUGUUGCAGCUCUUAUAAUGCUGCAGGAAGACUAUACCAAUGAGAUAACUUGUUCUUUGUGUCAGUAUGCUUGUUACAAAUUUAUUACUGAACACACACCAGAUAAUCAAGAGCUGCCAAAAGAAGUAGAAAAAAAUAAAAAGGUUGAAGAGGUUAAAAUAAGAGUUAAGUUCCUUCGCAAUCCAUAUUUUGAUGAUCACUUCGACAUUAAGGAUAUAAAGUUGCUAUCUGGAAAGACAUUAGCUUGCAUAUCUAAAUGUUUUUCUGAUAAUGUCAGUAACAAUUUACAAAUUCUCGGCUGGCUUUUCUAUAAAAAAUAUGAUCAACUGCCUACUAUUGUUAAUAAAUUAAGUCAAAAUACUUCAUUUAAAGUACACAAAGAAGUGAUUGAUUUAUUGAAAACGGUGGCAUCAGAAGAGUCAAAAGAAUGUGUUGAAAAAUGCAUUAACAUGCUAAGUAAUGUUAAAAUGGCAGAGGGAAGCAUUGAAGAAUCAAUUAAAAACUUAGUAGAAAAUGCAAUUAAUAAAUCUCAAAGUAAAGAUAUAUCCAUUCAAGAAAAGAUGUUCAAAGAUUGGGAAGUUAUGCGAGAACAAAAACUGCAGGAGCAAAUAACACGUUUGGAUAGAAUAAAACGUGUGCAGGCUAUAGAAGAAAAACAAAACAUAUUACAAAAGGAAGAGCAAAAAUUGUGGUUCUUUGAAAAUGAAGAAAAAAUAGACCUUCAAAUUGAAGAAAAAGAACAAAUGGAAGAUAAAAGCCAAAUAAAAAGAAAAACUCUAGACAAAUCUGAUGAAGAUUAUAUUCCUCCUGAAAUCGUACCUAAGAGAAGGUAAAUUAAAUUAUCAAUAGAAACUAAAUAAAAUAUACAGUUAGAAAA
Molecule: messenger RNA, 4372 nt
Organism: Pieris brassicae (large cabbage white)
Lineage: Eukaryota; Metazoa; Arthropoda; Insecta; Lepidoptera; Pieridae
Product: 28S ribosomal protein S27, mitochondrial
Exons: 2
Coding region: 3018-4328 (436 amino acids)
Cellular component (GO): mitochondrion
Source: RefSeq, a predicted model, not a curated record